AUGUUUGUUCCCAGAGCAGCGUCGCGCAAUCCCCGAAGGCGCCCGAGAACCAGCUCCGAUGACUCGGUCAAGCCGCCUAAAGCCAAACGCCAACGAUCAGUUUUGCGACAGGCAGGUGACUCUAACCUCACGAGCCUGGACCGGGACGACAUAGCGGAAUCCGUGGCUCCUGUCCUCGUCAACGGGCACGACGCGACUGCGGAUGCUGUUGGUGUCGAUUACCAUUUACCGAUCCGCAAUACGAAACCGAGUGAAGAAUCCAAGAGUGAUCUCGAGGGGACAGUCAUUUUGUCAAGCACAGAUUACUACACUGUGGAGCAACUUCCGUCGCUGCCAGAUCAGGUCCGAGGCUUACAAUCAGAUCCGCUCAAGUGCUUCUUUGCCCCUGGUCAUGACCACGCAUUGGCCCUGACCCGCUCGCACGCGAUUGUAUGGCCUUACUCUGUUCCUACCUCGGCACCAUCACCAUCAGAAACAUUCACAGUUUCAAUUCCUGAGUCUUGCAGAGAUCCCAGAGGCGCUGUCCCGCUGGGUGUGCUUUUGUCCACAGCCACAGGCGAGCACCCCGGUCUGUUGGUAGUCGUCCCAUCUACAGGCAAAAUUGUCUACUGGGAAACUGUGUCAAGCGCUGCAUCAUUGGGUCUGUCUAGGCAAAAACAGAAUGGGAUCCAAGGAUUCACCCCGGGUCUAUUUUCUGGUGAAUAUGCUACGGAUGUUAUGAACUGCGAGCCUUCGGGAAUCAUCGCAACAUUUUCCUCUGGGCGAGUGGCACACAUCAGUCUCCGAGACUCUCAAGGAAAGCCUUCUGUCCUCGUGAAUUUCCUUCGGAGCACGGCGGGCCCUGGGGGUGGUGGAAUUCUGGGUGGACUCAAGAGUGUCCUCGGAGGCGGUUCCUGGAGAAAAGAGGUCACGGCUGUUCGCGCAGGUGGGUCUCGUCAGCGAGGCCAACGCGAUGUGAUCAUCGCGACAUCGACUGGCUUGGUGGAGAUAUGGGAUACUCAUUGGCACCAUGGAAAUGCCAUGAAAAAGAAAUACGAUGUCAAAGCUGCGAUUGUGACGUCGAUUUCCCAUGAUUCUGUGAACGUCACCGGGGAACUGGAUCUCAAGAUCAUGGAUUUCGCCUUCUCCGUCCAACAAUCGACUGAGGAAUCUGGUUCCCGAGACUCUGAAGAGUCAUGGCGGCUCUUCCUAGUUGUCAGCUCCCCCCAACUCUUGGAAUCCAAGACUUUAUUCGUGAUACAACUUUUCUUGUCGGGCGGCGAGACACGUGUUAUGUCAACUCAUGCGGUGGACAUUCGCAGUUUAUCUGCCACACAGGAUGAGCCGAAGCCUAAAAUUUUGGUCUCGAAAUCAGAGGAUACUGCUUUCAUUCUGAUCGGGCAUUCUCUCAUUAUUCUUUCUCUUUCUAGCAUUGAAGAGACCCCCAGCUCGCAACUGCUCUUGGACUCACAAAAAUUCCCAUGCCUUUCCAAGACAUCAUUCACCUUCGAUCUGGCAGAGAAUACGAAAUACUGGGAUAUGGUUCAGAGGAUCGAUCGGAAAAUGAGAACGCCACUUGUGUGA
Molecule: messenger RNA, 1563 nt
Organism: Penicillium atrosanguineum
Lineage: Eukaryota; Fungi; Ascomycota; Eurotiomycetes; Eurotiales; Aspergillaceae
Exons: 3
Coding region: 1-1563 (520 amino acids)
Biological process (GO): poly(A)+ mRNA export from nucleus; protein import into nucleus; transcription-dependent tethering of RNA polymerase II gene DNA at nuclear periphery
Cellular component (GO): nuclear pore outer ring
Molecular function (GO): structural constituent of nuclear pore; protein binding
Source: RefSeq, a predicted model, not a curated record